UCUCCAUCUGUCAGAGUGUUUUGCAGCCUCUUGCCCCUCCCUCCUCCCAUAUGGCCAUCCCAUAGUAAUCCCAGGCCCCAUUUCCCUUCCCCUCAAUCUCCCAACUCCUGGUAAACGUCCCACUUUCCCUCUCGCAGUACUUUCUGCCCUCCCAUCCCAUGUCCAGUUCAGAUGGGAGUCCUGGCGUCACUGGUCGCUCUGCUCUGCGUGUGGGCCCCUCAAGCGAGCGGAGCCGAGGGGUGCGGCGGUUUUAAACACCUGGAGAACGGCCAGACGUUUUUCCGUUACGGCGGACUGCUGGUGAUCUUCCGCUGUCGUCCUGGCUACAAGCUCCAUGGAUACAAGACAAACAGCUGUGUGUCUGAACACUGGUCCCGGGACACCCCAGUCUGUGUCGGCUCCGGCUGCCCCGACCCAGGGCCCCUCAGCCACGGCACGAGCAGCACCAACGAGGACGGCUCCUGGGUCGUGUUUGGCUGCAAUGGUGGCUUUCAGCUGCACGGGCCGUCGAUGUUGUACUGUAAGGGCCCCACCUGGAACAGCACGAAGCCGGUAUGCAAAGAGUCCGACAUGAUGCGCUCAGUUUCACGUGUCAAUGUGCAACCGCCUAACGCACGUCAGAACCUACAGGCGGGCGUAGUUCCGAAAACCCAACAACAAUCCCGCUACGACGCCCCCACUGAUACCGCUUCCGAAGAAGAAAAGCUCAGAUCUGUCUUGUUUUCUCACACGCCGUCCAAGAUGCUGGGCAGGGAGCAGAUUAAAGUGACCAACCCAGACCUGCACCUGCAACCGAAUGUUCAGUUUUCCGAUUUUAAAGUCAAAGACGGAGUCCGGACGAAUCCUGUUGAGGCUAAACUUCAGGAGGCAAAUGAGGCUCAGCAGGGAGAGGAGCCAGGAGGCGGGAGGCAUCACACGCAGGCAGCGGAUCAGUCGACGUCCUCUCCGCUGUCACUUUCUGCAGCACAAACACCAGCUCUCACCGACACUGAGACGGUCCACCUCACAAGCUCGGCUCUUGCUGUUCCCGGCAGUGACAUCGUGCUACGUUUUGGAGAACCUGAGGCCGGUGUGCUUCCUUCUGAAGUAGCAACGGGCUCUUCACAAACGGCAGACGAGGACCAGCCGGCUGAAGCUGGCUUCCGCCAUCCUCCUCCGGCUGGGCCUGAAGAGAACCCAGACACUUCUUUCACUUCUACCAGUUCUUCCUCCACUGCGUCACCUCCUUCCUUCCUACCGGCCCCCAUUCCGCCCUUCCCUGCCUCAACGUCCUCAAGUCCCAGCUCCACCCAGUCGAAUGAGAAGACUCAUGUGAGCACUGAGGCAGGAUCUCACCAGGACGAACCCUACAGCGCCGCCCUCAAACCGCCUCCGCCGUCUCUGAGACCCGUGUGCAUGCGCCCGCAGGCGCCCGCUCACGGGACCUUCUACUUGCAUUCUAUGGAUGAUCACGGCACCAGAGAGCACAAGCAGUACAUACAGUAUGUCUGUUACCCCGGUUACACGCUGGCUGAUGGAGACACACACAGCUACUGCCAGCAGGGAGACACCUGGAGCGGAAUCCCUCCUGUGUGUCUGGAGCUAGCACCUUGUUCAGUUAACCACGGAGGCUGCUCCCAGCUGUGCUCGCUCUCGGAACAUUACAACCAGAGCACCAGCCGGACCCGGACCCGAUCUCGGUGCCACUGCAGGGCCGGAUUCACUCUGCAGCAUGACGGGCGAACUUGUCGAGAUAUCAACGAGUGUGCUGUUAAUCAGGGGCUCGGGCCGUGUGCUGAGCGGUGCCUUAACUCCCCUGGAUCCUACAGAUGCUCCUGCUCGUACGGUUACAUCUUAGCUGGCAACGGGCGCAGUUGCAUCGCAGAGUGUCCACCUGGGUACCGGAAGCAACCCGCAGCUGCACUACCUGAGAACUCAACUGCACCGGCUCUCCGGGAGGAGUGCGUCGAUAUAAAUGAGUGCCAGGAGGGAACGUGUGAGGGGCAGUGCGUCAACCUCCCCGGCUCCCACCGCUGCAUCUGUCCCAGAGGGUACGCACUGCACGGAGAUGGCCGACGCUGCAAAGACAUUAAUGAGUGCAGCCGGAGGAAUGGAGGGUGUUCCCACCUGUGUUUGAACCAAAAAGGUGGCUAUAAAUGUGCCUGCCCAGGCUCCCAUCGGCUCUCCCCCUACAGCUGGAAGAAAUGUUUACCAAGGGCAACAGCGGCCUCUGCUGGCUGAGCAGUGUGAAGACACACUUUAACACACGUGUUUAUUUAUAUAAUGUUGCUGUGGAAGGAACAACAAAUAAACUAAAAACUUCUAAAAUUGUGGCAUUUUUCACCAGCUUUCCACUGGCUAAAUGCCCUGUGCAUAAAUGGACAUGCUUCUUCCUACCAGCCUGAU
Pungitius pungitius (ninespine stickleback) is the source of this 2385-nucleotide messenger RNA. RefSeq names its product latent-transforming growth factor beta-binding protein 3. The transcript is spliced from 9 exons. Gene Ontology annotation, molecular function: calcium ion binding. NCBI's taxonomy places the organism in Eukaryota, Metazoa, Chordata, Actinopteri, Perciformes, Gasterosteidae. The coding region runs from base 172 to 2220 and encodes 682 amino acids. The record is from RefSeq and is a predicted model, not a curated record.